AUGGCCGUACCCACAGCCCACCAUGCAGCCGGCAACAGCGCCGAGUAUGGCCUUCCCAGAGUCCCUCGUACACUGAUGAUUAGGGAGUACGAACCGCUGGAGACCAUUGGAUCGGCGAGUAGAUUCCAUUGCGUGUUUGUUGACGCUGUUCGUGCGCAUCACUUGGUGUACGAGAAAUACCAGAUGCUACACCGCAACAUUGAGCUCAACAGCAUCAUGUGGUACGAGCGGGACGGACGGGUCGUCGGCGUGUUGUGUGACUGGGACCUUGCAGAAGAUCAGGGCUCGGGCGGUUCUAGGACCAAUCGUCGUGCGGGCGACAACGCUGCGAUGGCUUGGCCACUAGACUGGAAAGAAAAUUCAGUGGCGAAGGCGACGACGACGGAGUUGCGAGCCACUGCCGAGGAUCAAGCAACGGAACAGCCCCCAAAGCUGGAGGGCGCGGCUCCGUCGAACGUGGCGACAGACUCCCAGCGCGUAGUCAAGCCAAGGUACCGCACGGGCACGGGCCCGUUCAUGGCGAUGGACCUCUUGCGCGUGAGCGACCCACCCAUCCACAAGUAUCGGCACGACCUGGAGUCGUUCUUCUACGCCUAUAUUUAUUUUGCUGCGACAUAUAACCCAGACGAGCAGGCCUUCGGCUACAUCAAGGAUUGGCAGUGUGCUUCUCUCGUCGAAAUCGGACACAACAAACAUGACUUUCUCUCCGACGAAGACGUUCGUCGCGACGUCGUGAAACAAGCCCACGAUACGCUCAAGCCGCUGCUCGUCGAAAACACUCCGCUGAUGAACCUUUUGUAUGAAUUCAACGAUAUCGAGCAUGACUGGUCCAGCCUCAAGAAUCUUAGGAACAACCGCGCCACAUCGGAGCGUAAGCGGGCCAAGAUUGAGUCGUUGGAGAUGGAGAGGGAGGAAAAGAUGUCCUUCAGCAUAUUCAUGAAGAUACUGGGGGUUUCCGAGGAGGAAAGUGUCUGAAAUGUUACACGUAACGUUGGCUUUCGCCGCUUGACAUGGACUUGUACGGUUUCUGUUCCUUACAUUUACUCGACUUCCAUAUUUCAAUGAUCAUACGUGUGUACUUGC
Molecule: messenger RNA, 1083 nt
Organism: Rhodofomes roseus
Lineage: Eukaryota; Fungi; Basidiomycota; Agaricomycetes; Polyporales; Fomitopsidaceae
Exons: 2
Coding region: 1-975 (324 amino acids)
Source: RefSeq, a predicted model, not a curated record